CUCAAAUGAUAUUCGUAAGGCAAGUGUUUCUCUGCCUCUUUCUUUCAUCCCAUUCAACUCCUUCCUGAUCCGCUCUCUGCUUCCUAGGGUUAGGGUUUCGAUCAUCUCUUCUCCCUUAAUCCUCGCCAUUUCUUCGACUUCUCUCCCUGUGAUGCAAGCUUCCUCGUCGGCGUCGGAGAGCACCAGCACCAAAACCAAGAAACCUCGGAUCGACGGCGAGAUGCCCCUCACCGACGCUAACGACGACUCGUUCCUCUUUCCGGUGGAGGAGAUUGUCCAGUACCCGCUUCCUGGCUACGUCUCCCCUUCCUGCAUCAGCUUCAGCCCUGAUGACCGCUUUAUUGGCUUCCUAUUCAGCCCUGAUGCGUCGCUUUACCGCAAGGUCUUCUUGUUUGAUCUCCAGUCGCGGAGCCAGGAGAUGGUUUUCAGCCCGCCGGAGGGAGGAGGCUUGGACGAGAGCAAUCUUUCGGCUGAGGAGAAGCUGAGGAGGGAGAGAUCGAGGGAGAGGGGAUUGGGCGUCACCCGGUAUGAGUGGAGGGCGAGGAACCCUACGGCUUCUGGUGGUCUUGGUGGUCAUUCCAUUAUGGUGCCUUUGCCAUCCGGGAUUUUCUUCCAGGAGAUAGCUGGCGGGGAACCUGAACUCAAAUUGCUAAGUGUUGCUGGCUCGCCUAUUAUUGAUCCGCAUUUGUCUCCAGAUGGAAGUAUGCUAGCUUAUGUGAAGGAUGAUGAACUGCAUGUUUUGCACUUGUCUAAUGGCGAGGCUAAACAGCUGUCUUUUGGGGCGAGAGGAAAUGCAAAGACCCAUGGUCUCGCCGAAUAUAUUGCCCAGGAAGAGAUGGAUCGGAAGGCAGGGUUCUGGUGGUCACCUGAUAGCAAGUACAUCGCAUUCACUGAAGUUGAUUCAUCAGAGAUUCCUCUCUUCAGAAUCAUGCACCAGGGUAAAGAUUCUGUUGGUCCAGAUGCACAGGAAGAUCAUGCUUACCCCUUUGCUGGUGCUUCCAAUGUUAAAGUCCGAAUUGGUGUUGUUUCCAUCAGUGAUGAACAGGUUACUUGGAUGGAUCUUCUUUGUGGUAAAUUCGAUGGAGUUGGUAGCAAUGAAUAUUUAGCUAGAGUCAAUUGGAUGCCUGAUAAUACUCUUAUUGCCCAAGUUCUGAAUAGAUCUCACUCGACAUUGAAGAUUCUCAAGUUUGACAUUUGGACAGGGAAAAAGGAAGUUAUAAUGGAAGAAAAUCAGGAUGUAUGGAUUAAUUUACAUGACUGCUUUACGCCUCUAGAUAAAGGAAUAAAUAAAAUUACUCAUGGCUUUGUUUGGGCCAGUGACAGAACUGGCUUUAGGCAUCUGUAUCUGUAUGACAAGAAUGGGAUUUGCUUAGGACCUAUCACAGAAGGUGAUUGGAUGGUUGAGCAAAUUGUUGGUGUGAAUGAUAAUGCAGGACUGAUCUACUUCACUGGAACGAUGGAUGGUCCCCUUGAGUCUAACUUGUAUUGUACAAGCCUGUUUCCCGAUUGGAACCUUCCAUUGCAACCUCCACAGAAGUUGACUCAUGAAAAAGGCAGGCAUACGGUAAUUCUUGAUCAUCAAAUGCAGAAAUUUGUUGAUGUUCAUGAUUCACUGAACACACCACCUAGAGUACUGCUUUGUUCACUGCAUGAUGGAAGUUUGAUAUUGCCUCUUUAUGAGCAGCCACUCCCUAUCCCCAGGUUUAAGAAACUUCAACUUGUGCCACCAGAGAUUGUCCAGUUAUCAGCAAAGGAUGGGACUGUUUUGUAUGGUGCUUUAUACAAGCCUGAUGUAGAUAGGUUCGGACCCCCUCCUUACAAAACACUAAUCAAUGUUUAUGGUGGUCCAAGCAUCCAGCUUGUAUGUGAUUCAUGGAUGAAUACUGUUGACAUGAGAGCUCAGUAUCUACGUAACAAGGGGAUCCUCGUGUGGAAGCUUGAUAACAGAGGGACUGCAAGGCGAGGACUGAAAUUUGAAAGCCAUCUAAAGAAAAAUUUUGGUAGAGUAGAUGCAGAAGAUCAGCUCACUGGUGCUGAUUGGCUUGUGAAACAAGGUCUUGCUCAAGCUGGACGGAUUGGCCUGUAUGGAUGGAGUUAUGGUGGUUUCCUUUCAGCCAUGAGCCUAGCAAGAUAUCCUGAUAGUUUCAGGUGUGCUGUCUCUGGGGCGCCUGUCACUUCAUGGGAUGGGUAUGACACAUUCUACACUGAAAAAUACAUGAAUACACCCAAGGAAAGUCCUGAGUGCUAUAAGAACGGAUCUAUUAUGCAACAUGUUCACCGGAUAAAAGGGAAACUACUGCUAGUUCAUGGUAUGAUUGAUGAAAAUGUGCAUUUCAGGCAUACAGUGCGGCUUGUAAAUGCGCUUAUUGAUGCUGGCAAGCCAUAUGAGCUCUUGGUAUUCCCGGAUGAGCGUCAUAUGCCUCGGCGACUUCGGGACAGAGUUUAUAUGGAAGAGAGGAUUUGGGAGUUCAUUGAGAGGAACUUGUAAAGCGAGACAUUCUGUUUAUUAUUAUUAUUAUUUUUUUUGUUGUUGUUUUGAGCGAGGAUGGUUCUUUCUUUUGAUCAAUUUUUUUCUUCUACCUGCAAUGCAUAAGUUAUAAGUCUCAUGGAGUUUCUGCCAAUAAAGGAAAUUCAGAGUUUGAUUGAUU
Molecule: messenger RNA, 2648 nt
Organism: Dioscorea cayenensis subsp. rotundata (Guinea yam)
Lineage: Eukaryota; Viridiplantae; Streptophyta; Magnoliopsida; Dioscoreales; Dioscoreaceae
Product: dipeptidyl aminopeptidase 4
Exons: 5
Coding region: 152-2488 (778 amino acids)
Biological process (GO): proteolysis
Molecular function (GO): dipeptidyl-peptidase activity; serine-type peptidase activity
Source: RefSeq, a predicted model, not a curated record